Molecule: messenger RNA, 2024 nt
Organism: Pteronotus mesoamericanus
Lineage: Eukaryota; Metazoa; Chordata; Mammalia; Chiroptera; Mormoopidae
Gene: CFI
Product: complement factor I
Exons: 14
Coding region: 98-1909 (603 amino acids)
Biological process (GO): proteolysis
Cellular component (GO): membrane
Molecular function (GO): serine-type endopeptidase activity; protein binding
Source: RefSeq, a predicted model, not a curated record
UUAAAUAUUUUUUCAGAGGUUAAAUAUUAAGUUUGAAAAAACUAUCUGAGGCAGAGAAGUGCCCACAGUAGAGACACCGACACUGAAUGUCUCCAACAUGAAGCUCACUCAAGUUAUUCUGUUAUUUUUGUGCUUCUAUUUAAGUUUUUGCAAGGUUAAAGACCAAAAACAAAAAAACCAGGAGGAGAUGGAGAAAGUAAAGGUCACUUCGACAUCAGGCACACCUCAAGAGGAUCUGGUGGAUAAAAAGUGCUUACGUGAAAAAUACACACAUCUCUCCUGCCAAAAAGUCUUCUGCCAACCAUGGCAGAGAUGCAUCGAGGGGACCUGUAUUUGUAAACUUCCUUAUCAGUGCCCGAAGGGGGGCGCCCCAGUGUGCUCAACUAAUGGGAAAAGCUACCCAACCUACUGUCAGCAAAAGAGUUUAGAAUGUCUUCAUCCAGAGACAAAGUUUUUAAGUAAUGGAACAUGUACAGCUAAUGGACAGUUUGAAGUUACCUUGAAGUAUGGCAAAAAGUAUUCAGAGGGAAUUGUUGAAGUAAAAUUUGCAGGCCAAAAUAAGACAAUGUUCAUAUGUAAUGACAGCUGGAGCAUAACCGAGGCCAAUGUGGCCUGCCUUGACCUUGAAUUUCAACAAGGUGCUAAUGAUACCCAAGGAAGUUUUCAUUUUCCUGAAGAUCUCCAUAUAAAUUCCACUGAAUGUCUUCACGUGCAUUGUCAAGGAUUCGAGUCCCAUUUGGCUGAAUGUACUUUUACCAAGAGAAAAGCUAAGAAUUACCAGGCUUUGGCCAGUGUGACAUGUUACACACAGAAUGCAGUUUCUCCAACAAAUAACUCCUUUCAGUGUGUCAAUGGGAAACACAUUCCUCAGAGUAAGGCCUGUAACGGGGACGAUGACUGUGGAGACCAAAGUGAUGAGCUGUGCUGUAAAGGGUGCCAUGACAAAGCUUUCCACUGUAAAUCAGGUGUUUGUAUUCCAAAACAGCAUGUGUGCAAUGGUGAGGUGGAUUGCAUCACAGGAGAAGAUGAAGUUCAUUGUGAAGGCUUUUCACAUGUGGCUCAAGAAGAAACAGAAAUUUUGACUGCUAAUAUGGAUGCAGAAAGAAGACGGAUAAAGUCAUUGUUCCCUAAACUAUCCUGUGGAGUUAAAAAGAGCACACCCACCCGAAGGAAACGAGUUGUUGGAGGAAAACCAGCAGGACCGGGAGACUUCCCAUGGCAGGUGGCCAUUAGGGAAGAUGGCAAGAUCAACUGUGGAGGAAUUUACAUUGGUGGCUGUUGGAUCCUAACUGCUGCACAUUGUGUCAGAGCCAGUAAAGUUCACCGUUACCAAAUAUGGAUAUCAUUAAUAGAUUGGAUAACUUAUAAUGCUGGGAUAGUUGUUCGGAUGGUCAACAAAAUUAUUGUCCACGAAAAGUACAAUGGAACCACCUACCAGAACGACAUAGCUUUGAUUGAAAUGAAAAAGCACGCAAGUAAAAAUAACUGUAUGCUGCCUACUACCGUCCCUGCCUGUGUUCCCUGGUCUCCAUAUUUAUUCCAACCUAAUGAGAAAUGCAUCAUUUCUGGCUGGGGCCGAGAUAGAGAUAAUGCAAAAGUCUAUUCACUUCAUUGGGGUGAAGUACGCCUAAUAGGUAACUGCUCUAACUUUUACCCAGGUCGGUUCUUUGAAAAAGAAAUGGAAUGUGCAGGUACAGAUGAUGGUUCCAUUGAUGCCUGUAAAGGGGACUCUGGAGGCCCCUUAGUCUGUAUGGAUGCCAACAACGUGACUUAUGUUUGGGGUGUUGUGAGCUGGGGUGAAAACUGUGGAAGACCAGAGUUCCCAGGCGUUUACACCAAAGUGGCCCAUUAUUUUGACUGGAUUAGCUAUCAUGUGGGACGGUCUCUUAUUUCUCAACACAAUGUAUAAAACUGUGACCUCUCUCUUCAUCCUUCUCUUUUUCUCUCAGUAGUUCCAUUUUAAUUGAAAUGAUACUGCAUAAUGUGGACUUCUCUAGAAAAAAAAUAAAGCAAAUUUUAUUGGA